Messenger RNA from Carassius auratus (goldfish), 1780 nucleotides. Its product is annotated as gastrula zinc finger protein XlCGF57.1-like. The transcript is spliced from 3 exons. The record is from RefSeq and is a predicted model, not a curated record. The coding region runs from base 105 to 1619 and encodes 504 amino acids. Gene Ontology annotation, biological process: regulation of DNA-templated transcription. NCBI's taxonomy places the organism in Eukaryota, Metazoa, Chordata, Actinopteri, Cypriniformes, Cyprinidae. Gene Ontology annotation, molecular function: RNA polymerase II cis-regulatory region sequence-specific DNA binding; DNA-binding transcription factor activity, RNA polymerase II-specific.
GCCAUGACGUCAUAAGGCUGCGCCGCUCUCCUGCAGCUGAGAUUCUUCAGAAGAACGAUAAACUCCUGUGAAGCGACUGAGAUCCACAAGACACUGAUAUAAAGAUGACGUUUAUUAAAGUCGAGAGCGAAGAUGUGAAGAUUGAAGAGGCUUUCACAGUCAAACAAGAAGGUCAUGAGGAACAACAAACAGAGAUGACGUUUAUUAUAGAGCAGAGGGAAGAUGUGAUGAUCAAAGAAGCUUUCACAGUCAAACAAGAUCCUGAAGAACAACAAAGAGAGAUGACGUUUGUUAUAGAGCAGAGGGAAGAUGUGGUGAUCGAGGAUGAUUUCAGAGUUUCACAUGGAGAUCCUGAGGAACAAACAGACCCGAUGGCACUGAAAGAGAAGAGUCAAGAACUGAAUGAAACCGAAGAGAAAAAUCAGAAAUGUCAUGAUGUCAUGGCUGGGGAAAACUCUUUUAGUUCCUCUCAGACUCGUAAAAGAGAAACUAGAAAGCCUAAAGUCCAGAUGAUAGUUCACACUGAAGAGGGACCGUUCGCCUGUCAACAAUGUGGAAGGAGUUUCAGUCAAAAACAAGGCCUUACAAUGCACUUGAAAACCCACAAACGCAGACCUUAUAUGUGCAAAAGGUGUGGGACGAUCUUCAAAGUAAAAAGACGUCUUGAGGCUCACAUGAGAGCAUGCUUUUGUGAAAAGCGGUUCAUAUGCUUUCAGUGUGGAAAGAGUUUCAAUCAAAAACAGAGUCUUAAUGGCCACAUGGGAAUUCACAAUGUAAAAGGCCCUUUUACCUGCAAACUGUGUGGAAAGAAAUUCAAACAGACAAUAAGGCUUAGGUAUCACAUGAGUAUUCACUCUGGAGUGAAGCCGUUCAAAUGCCCUCACUGUGGGAAGAGUUUUAGACUGAAAAAUACUCUUAAAAUCCACUUGAGAAUUCACACCAGAGACAAUCCUCACACCUGCAAAAUGUGUGGGAAGAUCUGCACAUCAAAUGAUCAUCUAAUGUCUCACAUGAUUGUUCACAAGCCUCACACCUGUGAACUAUGUGGGAAGGGUUUCAGAGUAAAUAGUCAUCUGAUUAUUCACAUGAGAGUUCACACCGGAGAGAAGCCUUACACCUGUGAACUGUGUGGAAAGAGUUUCAAACAUAAAAUAAGCCUUAAGAAUCACAUGAGUAUUCACUCAAGAGAGAAAUGUUUUAGAUGUCAAGUGUGUGAAACAAGUUUCACUGACCAGAUUCAACUUAAGAAUCAUGUACAAAAUCACACUGAAGAGAAGCCUUUCACCUGUCCUCAGUGUGGAAAGAGCUUUACAGCUAAAGGAAACCUUAAGACUCACAUGAAAAGUCACACUGGAGAGAAACCUUACAAGUGUCCUCAGUGUGGAAAUGGUUUUAAAAUGAAGGGGCACCUUAAUGUUCACAUGCGACUUCACACUGGAGAGAAGCCUUUCACCUGUCCUCAGUGUGGAAAGAGCUUCACGCUUAAAGGAAAUCUUCAGAUUCACAUGAGAGUUCACACUGGAGAGAAACCUUUCUCCUGUCCUCAGUGCAGAAAGAGCUUCACAAGUAAAGGAAACCUUAAGGCUCACAUGAGACUUCACACUGGAGAGAAACCUUAAAAAUGUCCUCAGUGUGACAUGAGUUUCAUAUAUCACAUAAGUUUGAAACAGCAUUUGCAAACUCAUUCUUGAAAAAAAUCCUUGUUUCCAAUGUGACAAAAGUUUUAGAAAUGAUGCAUUCACUCUGGAGAAAGACAGUUCAUUUGUGAUUGGUGUAAUAA